This is a messenger RNA of Cylicocyclus nassatus, 1064 nucleotides long. NCBI's taxonomy places the organism in Eukaryota, Metazoa, Nematoda, Chromadorea, Rhabditida, Strongylidae. The record is from the annotation of a GenBank genome assembly.
CCUCCAUUAUAGCCAUGGACACAGCAAGGUCGUCCAGUUACAUCGCUAUCGGCCUGUCUAGUAUUGUCAUCAUUACUUCUUUGGCCUAUAUUCCUUACAUGCUCACACAAAUCGACUCUGUUCUCGACUCUAUCAAGGUACAUAACGAUCAGUUCCAAGCUAUAGAAAUCGCAGUGAACUUAGAGUUCAAAGAGCUGAAAGUAGAUAACCCGCGUAAACGGCGUCAGACCGUGGGAGUAUGCUCUUGCGAUUCUGCUAAUGACUGUCCAUCUGGAGCCAAGGGUAUGCCUGGAGCUAGCGGUUUCGAUGGGGAUCCAGGGACUCCGGGAACACCGGGAGAGCCAGGUCCACCCUCAUCCGUCAUGAUUCCCGCAAGACCGCUAACACAAGAGUGUAGGAAGUGCACUCCCGGACCAGCAGGACAGCCCGGAUAUAUGGGACCCCCUGGAGCGUCAGGAAACCCUGGUGAGGCAGGACCACAAGGUAUGUCGGGUCGUCCUGGUAUGCCGGGAAUGGUGGGAAUGCCUGGAGAGAACGGACGAGAAGGAUCUGCUGGAAACUUGGGUGAACCAGGUCCACCAGGAAUGGAUGGCAUAAGAGGAGAAAAGGGUCCAUCUGGAGAGAAGGGUCCAGCAGGUCAGCCUGGAAUGAUGGGUCCCCCUGGCUACUCAGGCCGCGAUGGAAGCGGUGGUUCGAUGGGACCAACAGGACCUCCUGGACCAGAGGGAAAACCGGGAAAUCCAGGAUUUCCUGGUCCAAUGGGUCCACCGUCCAAUGAGGGAGGUCCAGGAGAGGAUGCUUCUUACUGCAAAUGUCCAACCAGAGCGCAGGUCAAGGCGGCGAGGGCGCGUAGUCGCAAGGUUGCAGCAUAGAAGCUUUUCUCUGAUGCUAUGUGAAGUAAAUACUGUUCUACAUCGUUGACGCACACUUGUCUGUGGCCAUUAAUAGACUAUCGAAUACUUUAUACAAGCACUGCCACAAAAUUGGAUAUUUGGUUCAAAGAUAUGCUUUUCCAAAGCCCAUAAAUGUGAUAGCAGGCAAAUAGUUCAAGUAUUCGGAAUGAG